CCCAGUUAUAUAUACUCUUAUUUAUUUUUAUAGCUCCAAAUCAAACUUUCCAGCUAACUCCUCCUCAAAACUAUACAUCAACAACGCAGCUACUAACUCGUGCUAAUUUUCUGCCAGCUGUCUGGCUGGCUGACUUAUUUAAGUAAUCACAUCAAAACCAAUUAGCACAGCCAAAUCAAACUACAAUCCAAUAACGAUUACCAUCAUUCCUUCGCAAAUUCUUCUUCUCUAGUCUCUCUCAUGGAAGCACAGCCAAAUCCGGUGAAGAUUGGUGAGGUAUGCAGAGUGGGUCCAAUGGCGCCGGCCUCAUCUGCGCCCAGCUCAGUACUUCCUCUCACCGUUUUCGAUCUUCUCUGGUUGAGAUUUCCUCCAAUCCAACGCUUGUUCUUCUACGAAUUACCCUCUCAUCUCGGCACGACCGCGGCUUUCUCCCUGACCGUUCUUCCAAGAUUAUUGAAACAAUCGCUCUCUCUUACCCUCCAGAUAUGGCCUCUUCUCGCCGGAAAUUUGGCAUGGCCUCAGAAUUCCCACAAACCUGUAAUCCAAUCCCUUGACGGCGAUGCUGUCUCGCUCACCGUAGCCGAGUCCAGAGCCGAUUUCCGCCAUCUCUCCGACAAAUCCAGCAUCCGUGAAGCGACAGAGUACCAUUCUCAUCUACCAGAGCUUCCAUCUUCUCACUCGAGAGUUCCAGUUCUGGCUUUACAAGUCACUCUGUUCCCGAACUCGGGGUUUUCCGUUGGUUACAGUGCGCACCACGCUGUGGUGGACGGGUAGACCCUAACCAUGUUUAUGAAUGCAUGGGCUUCGAUUUGUUCGUCUUCUAAUUCCAUGACGGAUCAGCCAUUGUACGGCCGGGCCUUUCUCUCUGAGGAUCAAGAAAGAGCUAUGCUAAAAAGGGUGCUGGAUCAAGGCGGA
Messenger RNA from Diospyros lotus (date-plum), 915 nucleotides. Its product is annotated as phenolic glucoside malonyltransferase 2-like. Lineage: Eukaryota; Viridiplantae; Streptophyta; Magnoliopsida; Ericales; Ebenaceae. The record is from RefSeq and is a predicted model, not a curated record.